Messenger RNA from Microthlaspi erraticum, 1863 nucleotides. NCBI's taxonomy places the organism in Eukaryota, Viridiplantae, Streptophyta, Magnoliopsida, Brassicales, Brassicaceae. The record is from the annotation of a GenBank genome assembly.
AUGUCAAGAUUUCUUAUCUUUAGAAUCGUUGGAAAACAAACGCAAUCUCUUCAGAAAGAGAGAGGAUCCCAAUGGGGAAGCUAUAGAACUGCUUUUACAGUUGCUCUAAGGUCGCCUCAAUUCAGAGUUUACUCUUCCUCCGCUAGAAUUCCCAUUAAAGGACAUUGUACAUUAGCCCUUCGAGAUGUUAAAGGAAGCCUUUUGAGUAAUUAUCUCUCACGAAGUUAUUCUACUGCCUCUGCAAGAAAUGUAGUUACUCGUCAUGCGCAAGUUGCUUGGAAAAGGCUUCAUCAUAAGUAUUCUAUGCGUCAAUGGAGCUUACCUCGUAUAAGUACUAUUGCUCAAGCUUUUAGCUUGUCUCUUACCCGUUCACACUUGUUAAUGCCUGGGAUACUUGCUUUGACCUGUGGACAAGUAGCAUAUGCGCAAAGAGCUCCAAGUUCGGCGAUAGAUCACUAUACGAGGGCAAAGAAUGGUCCUAUCUUUAUCUCGUCGUUAUUGUUUUCGGUUAUAGAGGGUUUCAUUUUGAUUUGGAGGGCGUUUUAUAUAGCUUGUUUGUUUACUCCUACUGUGCUGAUGGGGAUGGUUGUGGAAGUAGGUGGUCCUCGUUUUAGGAAAAUAUGGCUUGAGAUGAUACAUCGAACUCUGGAGAGAGCAGGUGCUGCUUUCAUCAAAUGGGGUCAAUGGGCAGCGACGAGACCAGAUCUCUUUCCCAAGGAUUUGUGUUCACAGCUCUCGAAGCUUCACAGUGACGCUCCUCAGCAUAGUUUUGCCUACACUAAGAAAACUAUAGAGAAGGCAUUUGGUCGUAAACUGUCUGAGAUAUUUGAGGAGUUUGAAGAGGCGCCAGUGGCAUCAGGUAGUAUUGCCCAAGUACAUAGAGCUUCUUUGAGGUUUCAGUAUCCAGGACAAAAGUCCAAGUCUUCGCUUGUUGCUGUUAAAGUUAGACAUCCGGGUGUUGGUGAAUCGAUUAGGAGAGAUUUCGUGAUCAUUAAUCUGGUGGCAAAGAUAUCUACUUUGAUUCCAGCUUUGAAAUGGUUGAGAUUGGACGAGAGCGUGCAGCAGUUUGGUGUCUUCAUGUUGUCUCAAGUUGAUCUCGCGAGGGAAGCUUCUCAUUUGAGCCGGUUUAUAUAUAACUUCCGGAGAUGGAAAGAUGUCUCUUUUCCUAAACCUGUGUAUCCGCUUGUACAUCCUGCUGUUUUGGUUGAGACAUAUGAGCACGGAGAAAGCGUGGCACGUUACGUUGAUGGCAUGGAAGGACAUGAAUGGAUCAAGACUAGAUUGGCUCACAUCGGGACUCAUGCCCUCUUGAAGAUGCUCCUGGUUGAUAACUUUAUUCACGCUGACAUGCAUCCGGGAAACAUCCUUGUCCGGAAAAAGGCUUCCCGAGGAGGACUGUUCAAGACGAAGAAGCCACACAUCGUUUUCCUUGACGUGGGAAUGACUGCAGAGCUCUCAAAGAACGACCGAGAGAACUUACUUGAGUUUUUCAAGGCGGUUGCGCUUAGGGAUGGCCGGACUGCUGCUCUGAGAACACUUAAAUUAUCAAGAAAGCAAAAUUGUCCCAAUCCAGAAGCUUUUAUCGAGGAAGUAGAAGAAGCAUUCAAAUUCUGGGGAACCCCUGAGGGAGAUUUAGUACAUCCAGCAGAUUGCAUGCACGAAUUACUUGAGAAAGUAAGACGUCAUAGAGUUAAUGUUGACGGAAAUGUAUGCACCGUGAUGGUCACAACAUUAGUUCUCGAGGGUUGGCAACGGAAGCUCGAUCCAGGAUACGAUGUGAUGCACACGCUGCAAACAAUGGUGCUGAAAACCGACUGGGCUAAGUCUCUUUCUUACACGGUGGAUGGUCUGAUGGCGCCGUAG